AUGGAGCUACCUCCCCACCCUCCAGGCCCCACACCUCGGGGAGAAAUUGAAACUCUUCUACUCUUACAGCAACAGCAAAAUAAACCCGACAGUGACACUACGAUCGAAUCUGACACGGUCACAAACCCUACAAACACCCCCGAUACCCCUACAACGUUCCCAACAAGUCCUAUGGAUUCUCAGGAAUCACUCUUUAACCUAACAGCAAUGCCAUUUCUACUUCUUCUCCAUGGUGCAGAUACUCUGGUGUUCAUUGACCCUUCUCCGGAGACAAUCCGAGCCAGGUCGCCUUUUCCCGCGCAGACUGUUCCUCAUCGCAUCCACAGUGAGAAAUUGUUGGCCACAGGCUCGGCCUACUUCAAACGACUCUUCAAUCCACAAAUGCAGAUCCGGGUCCGAAAGCGACGCAGCUUGACUGGCAAGCUUCCAGAUGGGAUUCAAUACGUCUUGGAUCUCACACCCCCAACCCUGGAAGAAGAUGCAGUCAUAUUUCUAACCGAGCUUUCGUGCCCUAUGAGCAUCAGGACCUGGGCCUCAAAACAGAAUAUGUGGAGCCUGCCGUGCUCGUGUGUUGGGGGGCAAGAUGACUUGGAACCUUUCGAGCACCUUAGUCAAUUCUCUACAACAUCGCCUGAGCUUGGGGCCAAUGGUCAUUCCGACCAUCUUGAGUCUUUGAGAAAUGAUCUGAUUGAAGCUCCAUUUGAACCGCAGGACCAUUUUCCGGAAUCACGGCCUGAAACAGUAGAGCAGAAAGGCUUGCCAGUGGAAUACUCAGCCUGCCGUCAUCGUGAAGGCAUUGAGCACAUUCUCCACGUCCUGGAAGGACUAAACCCUAAAAUAGACACUCCUUGCAAGAUGUGGACCUUUUUUGCCCUCGCCAAAAUAUUCGACGUGGCUACAGUGCCGGCCAUCUGCGACCACAUCAUUUCAUGGUUCUACGAGCUCAACAACACUCGGUUUAUCGAACUCCAUCCCGAGGUAGCAUAUCGAGUGGCAUGCGGUAUCAGAACCCCCUGCCUUUGCCGAGAUGCUUUUGUUGAAUUGGUUGGGGAUGAAGCACUGCUGUACCUGAUUCGGGCCACACGUUUUAAACCAAUCGGGUCCAUGAAAGACUUGGUACGGAGCCGAAUCUCCGAUAUUCUAGACGACACCGAGGUGCAGCGUAUAGAAUAUGCCAGCAAGAGUUUCGGAGACUACGUUGUUCGGUGCUUCUUACAGUUGACCGGGAGUGAAAUGCCCUGGUUGGCGCACAUUGUUGAGUUCCAGAAGCUUACCCGCCAUGUUCAACUUUAUCCUGCAGAUCAAGGAAUCAUACGUCAAUUAGUCAUGACGCUGAAGGAAUUCAUUCGAGGCCGCAUAUACGGGGCUUUGAUCAAGGGAAGAGACACAAAUCGCUCAUUCCAUGUGGCUCCAAACUUGGUGAGAUCCGAAAACCCAUACCACCGAUGGGGCAUAGACAAGGGAUUUGUCCUUCAGCGAUUGAUUGGGGAAAGCUUCUGGGGGGCGCUAGCAUUGCUGGACCUCUAUCAAGAUGAAGUACCUCGUCUAGAAUCUCAUUUUUCCAUAGCGGAAAUCGGUAAUGGCUCACUGGCCUUUGGUACCGAAACCGCAGCAAGGAUUCGUCAAGUGUCGCCUCGUGAAGUUCGCCAGAUGAUCCACGUGUUUAACCAAGCGGUUAGAACUAGGGCUCAGGCUCGUCAUGAGGAAGAGACUCUGGCCGCGCGACAUGCGGGUGGGCAUGUUGCGAUGGAGGUGACUAUUAACGUCCGGAAGUCACAAUCCAGAAAUGAGGUUGACAGCACCUCCAACGGCUUUUUUCUCAAUCCCAUUCCUGCUCCCACCCCUAAUCCAUGUAUUCCCCCUGUACCCCCAAUGCCACCAAAACCAGACAUUUCAGCAGACAUGUUCAACGAAAAGACAUUCAAGGAUGAGGUUCACUCUUUCUUGAGACAAUACGCACUAGAGAUGUUGCAGCAACCCGGCCCAUCCACCAUGCGACACGAAGUCACGGAUACCCUAACCUGCCUCACAUACAAUGAAUUCCAGUACCUACCUCUAUGGGCGGGUGGCAAUGACGAUGAGACGGGAGGUGUUUUCACCGACUUGAUCAUUCCUGCCAUGGAUGUUGGUGGAUUCUCAGCUCCCGGUCCCGCCGUGCACAUUGGCAGUGUAGCCUCAACCAAUGAUUCUCUCAGUGAGAUUGGGCUUAGUGACGCCCAAAGCACCAUUUAUGGCGCAUCUCACAACGCCACCUACAGUCACGCGUCGGAUAUCAUGUCUGUGGACUCUACCGAUUAUUCUCAGUUUAAACCCGAAAAUCAGAAUCAUGAGAGCCAUGAUGACAUGCAGUCAGAAGCUUACAUGGAGAUAACCGAGUAUGAUGAUGAGAUAUCAUCCCUGGAUCUUGGUCUAACUACCAACGAUGGUGAAUACGAAACACAGAGCGAUGGUCCCGUUACCGUAGAUAUGGGUUCGCCCGGGCUUUCUUUUGCUAGUAUCUCUGAGAAUAUCGAAAUGGAGAAGGUGGAGAACGAAGAUAAUGACACCGAGUUCGAAUUCGUCGAUGUUUAA
This is a messenger RNA of Penicillium expansum, 2571 nucleotides long. RefSeq lists its product as uncharacterized. NCBI's taxonomy places the organism in Eukaryota, Fungi, Ascomycota, Eurotiomycetes, Eurotiales, Aspergillaceae. The transcript has a single exon. The coding region runs from base 1 to 2571 and encodes 856 amino acids. The record is from RefSeq and is a predicted model, not a curated record.